UUGGACGAAGGAGUGAGGGAGCCGCUUUGUGCGAUUGGCUACGCCGCUGUCACUCCUCCACCCUCCCAUGUCAGUGCUGGUGGUGCGCGCUUGGUUUCUGGGCCUGAGGCGGGACUGCUGGUCAGGCCGCGCGAGGAAGGGGUCCGCAUUAUCUUCGCGGCAAGGGACGGAGGAGGAGGAGGAGGGAGCUUGAGCCGAGACGCCGCGAGGUAAUGCCGGGACCCAGGAGGGAGCUGGCGCGGCGCUGAGAGAACGAGGCUAGCGGGGAGAGAGAUGCGCUGGCCUUGCAGGUCCGCGCCUCCAGUUGCUGCCUCCGACAGUGUGUGCAGCCGCAGCUUAGGUGGGUGAAUCUGGUUAGCUUCGGAGCUGAGCAGCCGGGAGAGGAGGGAAGCUUCCCUUCCGGGCCCCCUUUUUCUUUGAAAGGCCCGUCUUCGGGGGGCUGGUGGUGGAAGCGAGUGACAUUCCUCGGCUGCCGCUUCCCGCCCCCGGAAUUUAAGGAAAGGGGACGACAGGAGGAUGACCCGCAAAAUGGAGUGAAAUGUACGCUCGGUUUUUAUUCUGUAAAGCCCAGUUGGAGAGCUGCGAAAUGAGUACUUUUCCGGAUUUCCUUGGGGAGAUUUAUCUAAGUAGCUAAAUACGGUAUGCGGUGUUUCUUCUACGAAGCAUUUUUUUUCCCGUUUUUAUUUUUUAUAAUUUUGGUGGGGUCUGGAAAGCUCAGAAAGCCAGGUCGUAAAAUUCUUGUUCUAGCUGUCUCGUCUCAGUUUUGCAAAGGCAUUGCGACUUCAAGGAGAGAAAUGGUAACAUAAUCCAUGGGUAAAGUUGGGAAAAUGUGGAACAGCUUCAAGUACAGAUGCCAAAGUCUCUUUAAUCCUGAAGGUGGAAAUAGAAAUGAAAAUGUAGACAUAAAUUCCAAUAGUGCAUCUGUUAGAGAUAAAAGUGUUUGUGUGCCUGGUCCAACUCAGCAGCAACCAAGCAGUCCUUUGCAACUGAAUCUAAAUACUUCAAAAGGCUUUUCGAGAAAGAAUCAAAACUGUGCCACAGAAAUCCCUCAGAUUGUUGAAAUAAGCAUUGAGAAAGAGAUUGACUUGAAUGCUGCCUCAGGAGCUAAAUUUGCACGAAGGGAUUCCUACUCAAGGCAUGCUCCAUGGGGUGGGAAAAAGAAACAUUCCUGCUCUACAAAAACCCAGAGCUCAUUGGAAAGUGAUACAAGAUUUGGCUGUUCUCACUUGCAAAGGAGGGAAAGAAGAUACGGUGUGAGCUCAGUUAACGAUACAGAUAGCAUCUCAAGCAGAACCAUAGGAAAUCGUUCUCUGAGGCAAAGAUUGCAGGAAACUGUAGGCUUAUGUUUCCCUAUGAGAACUUACUGCAAACAAUCUAAGCCUCUUUUUUCCAACAAAAGGAAGAUCCAUCUUUCUGAACUAAUGUUAGAAAAAUGUCCUUUUCCUGCUGGAUCAGAUCUGGCCCAAAAGUGGCAUUUAAUUAAGCAGCACACCGCUCCAGUGAGCCCACAUUCUGCUAUUUUUGAUGCAUUUGACUCCUCCUUGGCUUCUACAGAAGAUGAGGAAGAUAGGCUGAGAGAGAGACGAAGGCUCAGUAUAGAAGAAGGCGUGGAUCCUCCUCCCAAUGCUCAGAUACAUACUUUUGAAGCUACUGCACAGGUUAAUCCAUUAUAUAAAUUAGGGCCAAAGCUGCCGCCUGGCAUGUCUGAACUGAUGGGAGACUGCAAUUCAACAACACAAGGAAGUUGUGAUUUGGAGGAAGACACAACUACUCUCUGCUUGCAGUCACGUAGACAAAAGCAGCGCCAAAUAUCUGGUGAGAGCCAUAGCCAUAUCAGCAGGCAAGGAGCUUGGAAAGUCCAUACUCAGAUUGAUUAUAUUCACUGCCUAGUGCCAGACUUACUUCAGAUUACCAGUAAUCCCUGCUACUGGGGUGUGAUGGACCGUUAUGAAGCAGAAGCACUUCUAGAAGGAAAACCUGAAGGCACUUUUUUGCUCAGGGACUCUGCUCAAGAAGACUACCUCUUCUCUGUGAGCUUCCGCCGUUACAACCGGUCUUUACAUGCACGCAUCGAGCAGUGGAAUCACAACUUCAGUUUUGAUGCUCAUGAUCCCUGUGUGUUUCACUCCUCUACUGUAACAGGGCUUCUGGAACAUUACAAAGAUCCAAUUUCUUGCAUGUUUUUCGAACCUCUACUUACAGUUUCUCUAAAUAGGACUUUUCCUUUCAGCUUGCAAUAUAUCUGCCGGGCAGUAAUUUGCAGGUACACUUCAUAUGAUGGGAUUGAUUGUCUUCCUUUGCCAACAAUGUUGCAGGACUUUCUGAAGGAAUAUCAUUAUAAGCAAAAGGUUAGAGUACGAUGGUUGGAGCGGGAACCAAUUAAGGCAAAGUGAACAGAGUUCAGAAUCCCUAGUAAACUCACAUUGUGAUUUUUUUGUGUAUGUGUUACAGUAUAUCACGUUAAGCACAUCAGUGUUCAGCUUUUAAUGUACUUUGAGCUUAUUGUGUUUAUGAUGCUGCCUCCAGUUAGUUGUGAAUACCUCUUGAAACAUGAACAGAACACAAAAUCACAUUUUUCAUCAAUUUUAUUUUGCCAGUUACAAAAUAUGUCUACUUUCUAUUACAAUAUUAAUAUAAGACAGCUAUUGGGCAUUAACUUCUAAAUUCUAUUCAGUUUCAUAAUUCACAAUAAAGUAGCUUGCUAGCUUUUUUUCUUCUUGAUUAAUAUGAGCACUUAGAUACCAAAAAUUGAUUCGAUAUAACUGCAUUCUCAAUGAAAAAAUACUACUUUUCAUACUUCACUAUCUCCUAUGCUAUUUUUUAUAUCAAAACUGUUUUAAGAGGAAAAAUCAUGAGUAACGGGAAAUCACUAUAACAUGUCAUUUCUAUAUUUUUAAAUCACGUGCAUUAAGAAGUUCUGUACCAAUAUUUGGUUCCAGGAUUGUCUCCAAAUUAAAACAUUUUAAUAGAUUAAUCAUGUGGGAAUAAUUAGAUAAUUAAACUUACCAAAAAUGAAUAUAAAUAUAAAAAAUAGUUCUAAAACAGACGGGAAAAAAUACCUUCAGAUAUAUUGGUGAUAGAUGAAACUUAUAGUCUAGUAAAGAGGUCCCCAAGCCACAGACUGGCACCGUGCCACACAAGCGAGUGAAGCUCCAUCCAUGCACAUACAGGAUCCAGGCAGUGUGCAAAACCACACCCUGCCGGUUUGGAAAAAACACCUUCCACGGAACCAGUCCAUGGUGCCCAAAAACUUGGGGGACCUCUAGGCUAGCAGGUCUCAUGGAUGCAAGAGAAGUUUACCUUAUCAGCACAGCGAAGGAGCAAUGCCUAUUUAGAUAAUUCCAUAUGCCAUAACUUGUUUCAUUAAUCAGGGUCAUCUUCACUCUGCUUUUUCUAAAUUAACCCUUUGGUAUUUUAAAAAAAUCCAGUAGUUUCUAAUUAAUCAACCACUGCAAUAAAUAUUGUGGUUAAGCUGAACUUUGCUCUUAAAUUAACAGUUGGAAUUUGUGUUAACUCAGAAGUUCUUGGUCUGAUCUGCAAGUUCUGUUCAAGAGACUUGUGGAAAUGUAGUGUAACACUGAAGACUUUCUGAACUAGAUCUUGCAUUUGAUUUAUUUUUUCUGAUCAUGGUGAUCAAGGCUAUUUUAAUCUGGGUUGGAUUAUGAAACAGGCUAACUAACACAACCUUGGUCCAGGUUUCUGCUUUUCAAAAUAGAAUACUGCUACAGGUUACUGCAUUUAGUAAUUAAAGGGACUCUUAACAGCCUAACCUUAUUUCCAUUAUUUGUAAAAGCAUUGUUUCUGAGGAUACUAGUACUAAAUAAAAAGGUUUAUUCAAAUAUGGGUUAUGCACUUCAAUUGGUAGAAAAUUAAUUGGGAUCUUAUGAACCAUUUAAUUUAUUUCAAUUUGUGUGGCUUGUCAAAUAUAAAUAAAAAGCUUACCACUCUGA
Molecule: messenger RNA, 3950 nt
Organism: Ahaetulla prasina
Lineage: Eukaryota; Metazoa; Chordata; Lepidosauria; Squamata; Colubridae
Gene: SOCS5
Product: suppressor of cytokine signaling 5
Exons: 2
Coding region: 810-2393 (527 amino acids)
Biological process (GO): phosphatidylinositol phosphate biosynthetic process; intracellular signal transduction
Cellular component (GO): phosphatidylinositol 3-kinase complex
Molecular function (GO): 1-phosphatidylinositol-3-kinase regulator activity
Source: RefSeq, a predicted model, not a curated record